AAGAAACAAACCAACAAAAAAAAAACUAAUAACUAAUCUGUUAUAUAUCAAAACUGAUUAAGAAAAAAGUGUCUCUGAAAUUAAUAUCAAUUCAAAAUGCAACCCCUUAAACGUUUUACACAGUGUGGCAGUUUGACCAUGUUAUUUGGGGUUUUCAUUAUUUUGUUUGGCGUCAGUUCAACAGCUUUAACCACAUUUGGCAAAUCCAGCAAUAAUCCACCACCCACACCCGGUCCGAUUGUAAAAGGACGUGAAUGCAACACACACGACGACUGUGCAGCGAUAGAAAGAUCAAGUUGUGUAAAAGAUCCGGAUGAUUUAAAGCUGAGAUGUUUGUGCGGUGAUGAUACACCACCCAAUAAUGGCCUAUGUGCAGAUGUUUUAAAGGGUCUGCGCCACAAAUGCGUCAGUAGCAAUGACUGUGAAGAUGGUCUGGUGUGUCAAUAUGAAAAUUCGAAUCGUACCAUUGGUGUUGCCAAGUUUAUGUCAACAAAAGCUAAAAUAUGUUUAUGUGACAAUGAAAAUGGUUAUUUCGAAGAUUUAGUACAUGACAUUUGUAGUGGUGCGGCAAACCUUGUUAUAUCACUUUUGACAGCUGUGAUGCCAUUUGUUAUUUAUGCCAGCUUAAAGAGUUAUUUCUAAAACAAA
Calliphora vicina (urban bluebottle blowfly) is the source of this 648-nucleotide messenger RNA. RefSeq names its product sosie (gene sosie). Bases 97 to 642 code for a protein of 181 amino acids. The transcript is spliced from 4 exons. The record is from RefSeq and is a predicted model, not a curated record. Lineage: Eukaryota; Metazoa; Arthropoda; Insecta; Diptera; Calliphoridae.